Molecule: messenger RNA, 1048 nt
Organism: Gilbertella persicaria
Lineage: Eukaryota; Fungi; Mucoromycota; Mucoromycetes; Mucorales; Choanephoraceae
Exons: 1
Coding region: 274-816 (180 amino acids)
Source: RefSeq, a predicted model, not a curated record
UUUUAUUCUCCUUUUUUGAACUAAAGAAGAGAUUGAUCGAGACCUUUUAUUUUUGUAUAUAUUUGAUCCCAGGCCCGCUACUUAACUCUCUUGAUCCUUAAUAUUCGCGGGGAAUCAAUAGAGAAUAAGAAGACUGAAAAAGUAUCAUUCUCCCUAUUCUCUUCUCUUUUUUUCUCUUUUCUUUUUAUUUGUAGAGCGACAACUUUCUUUUCUUUUUGCACUUUUGUCUUUUUGUUGUACUUGCAUAGUACAGAAUACAUACAGCAAAUUUUUAUGAUGGCAUUACUAAAGCAUUGGUUCUUAUUGUCAUGUCUAUUGUUUUCUUUUGUAUUGGCACAAAAUGUUACCUCAAUUGAAACCGUCAACAGCACUAGUACUACAGACUCCAUCAUAUCAACCAUGUCAUCAUCAUUGACUGCAGAGCCUACGUUUAUCCCCUCUUCCACCAUUCCAUCGUCUACUGAAACUAUAGAUGCUACCUCCUCUUAUGCAAUGCCUACUGUGCAGAGCACAGGCUUUACUCAGAACGGGAAUCAGCCAGCAGACGAACAGCAGAGCUGGCUCAAAGAACACAAUCGAUUUGUGUUUAUUAUCUUUAUUGGUCUGCUGGUACUUGGUCUGUUGGUUUGGUAUAUCUAUCGUAGCAUUAAGGGCAUGCGUAAACGACUAGAGCGAGAGAAUCAAGAUCAAUUGUACAUGAUGCAACAAACCCAUACAAACGAUGCUAUUGGAAACGAUCGUGUGAUUCCUGAAGGCCCUAUCAGUCCGCCACCAGCUUACAAGACACACGAAAACACACCUGUAUCCAACCAUUAAAUAUCUCUAUAUAUCUUAACUGUAAUAUAUAUAUACACACACAUUUUAUCUAUAAUAUAUACUUGUUUCAAAAAAUCGUAACUUUGUGAUCAACACAUUUAUUAGGUCUGACAAGCAAGCUAAUUUACUUUUGAGUGACACCCAGGUCAGUGGUGCUCCUCUCUAAUCCCUUUCCCAUUCCUUCUUUUACUAUUUAAAGUAUUUAUCUGGUCUUGAAAAAAAACGUUUACCC